AUGGACUGCAAGGUCUACGUGGGUGGCCUUCCGAACGAUGCUACCUCUCAGGAGAUUGAAGAUGCGUUCUAUCGUUUCGGUCGUAUACGCAAAGUGUGGGUUGCCCGACGUCCGCCUGGUUUUGCUUUCGUCGAAUUCGAAGACAGUCGAGAUGCUGAGGAUGCGGUGAAAGCACUGGAUGGAUCUCGAAUUUGUGGUGUACGUGCCCGAGUGGAGAUGUCACAUGGUCGUGGACGCGGUAGUGGAGGUGGGGGUGGUGGUUACGGUGGCCGUCGAAGCAGCGGACUUCACUCGUCCGUCCAUCGCUACCCCUCUCAUCCAUCUCUACCCUUCACUACUGCAGCGCGCUGUUCAAAACCACGUCCAUCUCUACUCUUCUCGCCUCCUAUAGAUAUGCAGUUCGCCCAGCACAACACCGCGGCGUCUGUACGUGAGCUGGUCGAUUCGACCAGUCUGCACAUCAACAGCGCCACUCUACAGAUUGUUACGAAUACAGAUCUCGAUCGCCUCGUCGCGACCGUGGACGAUCUCGCAGCCGUGACCGCAGAAGCCGCUCACGUUCGAGGAGCCCCAUUUAUAGAAGCCGUUCGCCUCCGAAUGGAGAUCGUCGUUCGCGCAGUCGAUCUCGUUCGCCUUCUCCGUGAAACCACAUUCUCUCUAUUCGUUUCGUUACUUCACCGUUUCUGUGUUUAUGAACCAGUAACGCUAUUCGGAACGUAA
This is a messenger RNA of Necator americanus (New World hookworm), 720 nucleotides long. RefSeq lists its product as uncharacterized. Gene Ontology annotation, cellular component: nuclear speck. The coding region runs from base 1 to 720 and encodes 239 amino acids. Gene Ontology annotation, biological process: mRNA splicing, via spliceosome. The transcript has 7 exons. NCBI's taxonomy places the organism in Eukaryota, Metazoa, Nematoda, Chromadorea, Rhabditida, Ancylostomatidae. The record is from RefSeq and is a predicted model, not a curated record. Gene Ontology annotation, molecular function: mRNA binding.